UGAAAGGUGAAAAUAUUUAAGAUACGAUUUCACUUUUACACUGCGUCGGUAACUUCCGGUAACGUUAUACUUUGGCUGUCGGCUGGAAAACAGACGAUCACAAUGAACCACUGCACAAAUAAUCGCCUCCUUUCGAUAUGCCCAAGUCAUACAAAUGUGCUGUUUGUGGGAGGGCACACCUAAAGCAAAGGAGACCUAUCAAAACUAAACCAUUGAAAAGAUUUGUCACUAAACUGAUAAACAGAGAAAUUCAAUGUGAUGAUGUUAUUUGUGACAAAUGCAGAGCUGUGUACAGAAAAACUGUUGUUAAAUCAAGAGCAACUCAAAAACGUGCAACACUCAUUGAAGGCGUAAUCUCGGAUGACGAAGAUGCAGACUUUAUCGUAAACAUUGAAAAUACAACAAGCGAAGUUUUGCGGAGUCCUAAAAACAUAACUCUACAUGUUCAAUCAACUGCAUCCUCCCAUAAGUACUGUGUUAUUUGCAAAGAACAUCUCACCAAAGGAAGGAAAUCAUGUAUUGUUCCACUUAGUGCAAGGACUCAAUCAUUUAUUGAGAAGGGGAUUUUUAUUGAUAGCCAAGCACGCUGUUGUGUAAUUCAUUUGACAAACAAAAUCUUCUCAGAAGAAGCACUAAAGUUGAUUAAAUCAAAAUAUUCAAAAACGUCAUUCAACAGAACUGAUAUUGUAACAUUGUUGGAAAAUGUUCGAAAGACUUUAACUCAUUCCAGUGGUGUCAACUUUGAACAUCUGCAUUUAUUGUCUGACAGUGUGUGUUAUAGCUUAACUGGUCUUAACAAACAACAUUUUGAAGAUGUAGUGUCACAUUUAACCACUCUGAAGAACAGCAGUGUACGGACAAUUAAAACUUGUGUUGCCAUCUUACUGACUAAGCUCAGGACUGGUUUACCAAACCAUCUAUUGGGUGUUAUAUUUUCCCUUACCAAGAGCCAAAUUCAGAGAUGUGUUCACAGUGCCCGAUCUUGUUUGAUGCAAGAGUUUGUCCCACAGCACAUUGGAUUUCAUCAUAUUUCCCAUGCUGAUUUUGUAUCCCAACAUACUACACCCAUUUCCAAAAGGCUGUUUUCAAAUAAUAAUGAUGAUGCUGCCAUCAUUGUUUUGGAUGGCACAUACAUUUACAUUCAAAAGAGCUCUGAUUAUACCUUUCAACGAAUGUCAUUUAGUAUGUACAAACACAGACCACUACUAAAACCUAUGGUCAUUGUCGGAACUGAUGGAUACAUCCUGUCCAUUUUGGGACCUUACUAUGCAAAGAAUAAUGACACUUCAAUCACAAAGCAUAUUCUGAAAACUAACAGUGAAGGAAUGAAGGUUUGGCUGAAUGACAAUGAUAUUUUUAUUGUGGAUCGUGGAUUUAGGGAUGUGUCGGCAUACCUCAAAGAAGAGGGAUUUAAUGUGGAAAUGCCACAUUAUCUACAAAAAGGCAACAAACAGCAUAACACAGAAGAGGCCAAUACCAGCAGGCUUGUGACUAAAGUUAGGUGGGUGGUUGAAAGCGUCAAUUCACGAAUUAAGCAGUGGAAGUUCUUUGACAAAGUUGUUUCCAAUCAUUACAUCCCUUACAUUGGUGAUUUUCUUCGUAUUGUGUGCUCAUUAUUCAACUGUUAUCGCCCACAGUUGGCAAACAUGGAUCCUUCAUCAGAGGAAUUGGCAAACAAAAUGUUGGAAAGAAGUUCUCAGAGAAAUGAUGUUCAGAGAAUGGUAGAGGAGGAGGGGCUCUUGAAGAAAAGGUCAAUUUUCAAGAAAGUUGAAAUGAGUACAUGUACCAGUGACAACUCUCUGCCUGUACAAGAUUUCCCUGUAUUGUCCAUGGACAAACUUAGAGAAAUAACACUUGGAAUAUAUCAACUAAAGGAAGCAAAGAACUAUGUGAUAGAUAAUUUUUCAGAAGAUCAGUAUGAAGUUUAUGUGUGUAAUCCAAUUGAAAAUCUGCUCCGGGUUAAACUUAAGUCAAGGCAUUCAGGUAGCGUCCGUCAUACAGUUUUUAUUCAUUAUAAUCUAGAUGAAAUCAUAGGAUGGUAUUGCACUUGCAAAGUUGGUGCACGUGUUGUGGGAUGUUGUGCCCAUGUCGCUAGUGUUCUUUGGUAUCUUGGAUACCAUCGCUUCCAAGGAACUGAUUUUCAAAGAGUGAAAUUCCAUAGCUCUAUUACUGAUGCCAGCAUCCCUCCAGAAACAGACAGUGAAAUGGAGAGUUGGAGUGAUGAUAAUCCAAUGUUAAAUUGUAAUUCCUAUUGA
Saccostrea cuccullata (small rock oyster) is the source of this 2255-nucleotide messenger RNA. RefSeq lists its product as uncharacterized. The transcript has 2 exons. Lineage: Eukaryota; Metazoa; Mollusca; Bivalvia; Ostreida; Ostreidae. Gene Ontology annotation, molecular function: zinc ion binding. The coding region runs from base 138 to 2255 and encodes 705 amino acids. The record is from RefSeq and is a predicted model, not a curated record.